AAUAAUAUUAUAAUAAUAUCAACUCUUACUUACAUAAUUGACCUCUACUCGAAACCUACCAACAUCAUUUUCUCUCCCCAUUAAUAUCUAACUCCCUAACCUCACUGACCAUUGUCAAGUUAUAAUAAAAAAUAAAAAUAAAAACUCCAAAAUUCAUAAAUAAAUAAAGAGUUAGCUGGUACGAGAUUAGAAAGGUGAGGUUUAAACUUUACAGCAAAGUAAAUGCAAGUCCAAUCCAUCAAAGCCAAGCUAUUCCGCACCAACAACACAGCACCACUAACAACCGCGCUGAACCACCCACCCACCACCGUGAACAAAAGAGCAGCAGAACAGAGCUGCUUAGCUCUCCUCCAGACAUGCGACUCUCUCCCCAAGCUCACCCAACUCCACGCCCACAUCCUCAAAUUGGGUCUCCGAAACAACCCACUGGUCAUCACCAAAUUCACUUCCACAGCCUCCGACCUCCACGCCAUCGGCUACGCAUCGGACUUCGUGUUCACCUCCGAUGCCGAUACCCGGCUCUACGACACAUUCCUUUUCAAUACUGUAAUCAGAGCUUAUGCUCAAACAAGUAACACCAAGCACAAUGCCGUUUAUUAUUAUAAAGUUAUGCUUGAACACUCAGUUUUGCCCAAUAAAUUUACAUACCCAUUUGUCCUAAAGGCCUGUGCUGGUAUUGGGAGCUUGAAUUUGGGUAAACAGGUUCAUGGGUCGGUGGUGAAAAUUGGGUUUGAUACUGAUCUUCAUGUUCAGAACACUAUGGUUCAUAUGUAUUGUAGCUGUGGAAGUGGGGUUGAGUUUGCUCGGAUGGUGUUUGAUGAAAUGCCCGUGUCGGAUUCUGUGUCAUGGAGUGCGAUGAUUGGUGGGUACGCUCGGUUGGGAAUGUCAACUGAUGCGGUUGAAUUGUUUAGAAGAAUGCAGAUUUCUGGGGUUCGUCCAGAUGAGAUUACAAUGGUUUCGGUUUUGUCUGCUUGUACUGAUUUGGGUGCACUGGAGCUUGGGAAAUGGGUUGAGUCUUACACUGAGAAGGAAAAGGUUCAUAAAAGUGAGGAGCUUUGCAAUGCACUUAUUGACAUGUUUGCUAAGUGUGGUGAUGUAAAUAAAGCAUUGAGGUUGUUUAGAAACAUGAAAGAGAGAACAAUUAUUUCUUGGACUUCUGUGGUUGUUGGUAUGGCAAUGCACGGUCGUGGUUUGGAGGCUGUUUCAUUGUUUGAGGAGAUGAAAGGAGCUGGGAUGGUUCCAGAUAGUAUUGCCAUUAUUGGUUUGCUUUCUGCUUGUAGUCAUUCCGGGUUAGUUGAGGAAGGUAGGUUAUACUUCAAUUCAAUGACAAAGGAUUUUGGAAUUGUACCUAAAAUAGAGCACUAUGGGUGCAUGGUGGACCUAUUGAGCAGAGCUGGACUCGUCAAAGAGGCACUAGAGUUUGUUCAGAAAAUGCCCAUUGAGCCAAACCAGAUAAUUUGGCGAACCUUGAUCACUGCAUGCCGUGUCAAUGGUGAGCUGAAUCUCGGAGAAAGCUUAUCUAAACAGCUAAUCAGAAAUGAGCCAAUGCAUGAGUCAAAUUAUGUACUACUUUCCAAUAUUUAUGCGAAAAUGUCUCGUUGGGAAAAGAAAACAACGAUUAGAGAGGUAAUGGAGAAGAAAGGUAUGAGAAAGAUCCCUGGGAGCACUAUGAUUGAGCUGGACAACGAAAUUCAUGAAUUUGUUGCAGGAGAUAAAACGCAUAACCAGUACAAAGAGAUUUACGAAAUGCUGGAUGAGAUGGGGAGGAAGAUGAAGAGGGCUGGAUACGUUCCUACAACUUCAGAAGUGUUCCUUGAUAUUCAUGAAGAAGAUAAGGAAGAUGCUUUAAACAGGCAUAGUGAAAAGCUGGCUAUUGCUUUUGCCCUUCUGAAGACACCCCCUGGAACUCCUAUUCGAAUUAUGAAGAAUUUGCGGGUCUGUGAGGAUUGUCAUUCCGCUACUAAAUUCAUCUCCAAGAUUUAUAAUCGAGAAAUAGUGGUGAGAGACAGAAAUCGGUUUCACCAUGUCAGUAACGGGCUGUGUUCAUGUAAAGACUUCUGGUAGUUAACCGGUUUUAGAUUCAUGACCUAAAGAUCAUUCACUGUGAAUCAUUGUUUUGCUGUCGGAUGUAUCCAAUGACCAUUAAGAUGUAGGACUGUAAAGAUCAUGUGUGUUGUCCGGCCUCAUGAUCAUUGAUUGGAAUCUUAUCUUCAUUUGGACAAAUUCUUCAAGCCAAUUUAAUGUUUAGAGAUUGGCAAACUGAGGGAUCUAUCUCCAGGGAAAAAUACUAAUGCAAUUAUGCAAGAAACCUAUGCAAGACAGAAUUCGAGGUUGAUGCUGUUGGCUUGAGUUUUAUCAUUCAAUAAUUGAUGUUAUGCUUCGACUGAUCUGCACUGUGUUAAGAGGCUUGCUGGGGGCCAAAAAGCAGAAUGCAACAGUCAGGUAAUUCAAAUACUUAGGAGGGUAUGCUUUUUUACAGCUAAGGAAGCUAUGUUCUGAAACUUGAUGAAAGCUCACUAAUAUGAAUCUCUGUACAAUUUAGAAUUACUUAAAUUAUAACUGGUUCAUGGUUCACCAUAAUUAUGAAUUGGAGCUCAUCCCAUUAUGUUUUAA
Molecule: messenger RNA, 2613 nt
Organism: Cornus florida
Lineage: Eukaryota; Viridiplantae; Streptophyta; Magnoliopsida; Cornales; Cornaceae
Product: pentatricopeptide repeat-containing protein At4g21065-like
Exons: 1
Coding region: 223-2064 (613 amino acids)
Biological process (GO): RNA modification
Molecular function (GO): RNA binding; protein binding; zinc ion binding
Source: RefSeq, a predicted model, not a curated record